GGAUUGAGUAAUAGAGAUGUAUUGUCAAUGACUGACAUAACUGUAAACAUAGUUUAAAUGCAAUUGAAUGACAAAAUCAUUGAAUUGAUAACAAAAUCAAAAGUUUGGUUUAAAUCAUAAUCUAUUGACUUAUGUUUUGGACAAACAUUUGGUUUAAUUGAUUGCAAUAUUGAUUACAAAUGUCUUACGACUUAAUUAUUAUUUGAUAUGUCAUCUGAAGUGCCGUUAGAUUUGACUAAUGAGUCCAAAGACAAGACUAUAGAUAAUACUAAAUUAUCAAUAAAUUCAAACCUAAUUAAUGGAGAAAAGAGUAGAAAAUUUAAGAGAAAGUCACGAAAUGACAUCCAGAAGGUUAUCAGUGAUAUCAAAGACAAUGUCAUUGAUGCGACCGUUAAGAAACAGAGAUCAGAUAAUUAUAGCACCGGUAGUCAAGAUGUCAAUCCUUUACAAAGGGGAAGGUAUGGACUUAGACUAUUGCCCACACAAGUCGACUAUUAUCAAUCAAUAUUAGAGGAUAGACGCGUCCGUAUAUAUAAGGAGUCUUCCCGAUUGGUUGCCAAUGAGGAGACAAUUGUUAAUAAUUUAAAUACAGAGCAUAAGAAAACAAUCAAAUCCAAGCAAACAAUUGGAAAAUUUGAAUUUGAGAUCGGAGAUAUAGUUUGGGCGACACUACCUAAUUAUAAAACAUGGUUUCCGGCACUUAUUAUAUCACAUUUGCAUUGUAAGCAAAAAGUGCCAAAAAAGGGUCAAACUUGGGUCUAUUGGUUUGGUGACCAUCAGGUUUCGGAAAUUUCUAAAUCAAAGAUUAAAUCAUUUGUCGACAAUUUUACUGAUCUGAGUAAAGGCACUUCUUCUCUAACUAGUUUAAGAGUUAAAGAAGCGCUUCAGGUGUUGGCUGUUAGAGGAGAAGUUAACAUUGAAUCAGAUGAAAAUGCGGCCACAAGUAGUACCUGUGAAGAUGAAGAAAAAAGUGCACUCAUUUCGUGGGCUAGAAAUGGUUUUCAACUAAAGACUGGAUUAUCCCAUAACACCGCUUUCAAAGCUAAUCCACUUAAUCCUAUUCCUCCAUCAGCAGCAAUAUAUCUACCAUUAGAUUCAGUGUAUUCCGAAGCUCUAAAGACAGAUGAAAGACUUCAACAAAUAGUUUACUAUGAAGUAGACAAAGGAGAAAGUAAUGAAGCAUUGCAUGAAUUGCCAGAAUAUAAAGUACAACAAAUAGAUCGCGUGAAGAAUAAUGAGACCACAAUUUAUCACAUUUGUAUUGCUUGUUGUUGUGACGCCGAGUCUCUUGCAAACACCAAUUCAAAAGCACUUCUCGAACACCCGAUUUUUGAGGGCGGGUUAUGUCGUCUCUGUCAUGACUCCAUACGCGUAACAAUGUAUGCGCCGGGAAGUGAUUACAAAAAUUCUUUUUGUGCAAUUUGUGGCCAAUUGGGCAAACUUGCAAUUUGUGAAAAUAACAUAUGUCAUCGAGUUUAUUGUUUGAAAUGUAUUGACCUUUUGAUUGGAUCUGGAAUUCACUUAAAGAUAUUAGAGACCGAAAAGUGGGAGUGUUUUAUAUGUAAUCCUAAACAAGAAAUGGGACUCUUGAGGAUUCAAUCCAAUUGGAGAUUUAAUGUUAAACUUCUUUUCGAUUCAUUUGUUAAUGGAUUAAAAUCGUUAAAUUUAAUCCAAGAAAUAAAUAAUGAUAAGAAACCGAUAAGAAUAUUAUCUUUGAUAGAUGGCAUUUCCUCAGCAAAGCUAGCGUUUGAUAAGUUAGGUAUUAAAGUGGAAGCAUAUUAUGCAUCGGAAUCGGAUACAACUGCCAUUGAAAUCGCAAAGAAUUACUAUAAGAAUAGUAUUAUAAUUGUAGACUCUAUGGAAAAUUUAACACUUGAAAAGAUUGCAUCCAUGGGUCCAAUUGAUUUAGUCAUCGGUUCUUCGCCACCCGAAUAUUCUUUAAAUUCUUCCACUCGAAAGAGUCUAAUUGAAAAUAAAGGUAGCGGUCAUUACUUUUUAUAUUUCAAUCAUGUCUUGCAUUUGCUUCGCCUAACAAAUAAAAGUCGACAUAUUUUCUUCUUAUGUGAGAACUCUAAUCCAUUAAGUAUAACACAAAGAGAUGUUAUUUCAAAUUUAUUUAUGUGCAAACCAAUAACCUUAUUUGCCAGCGAUGUUUCACAUAAUCGGAAUCGAUAUUAUUGGAGUAAUGUUCCCGGAAUUAAAAGACCACUUCCACAAACAAUUCAAGAAAAAUAUAUAAGUUUGAUAAACAUAUUGUCUCAAAAUGUCACACGAAAAUCAAACUCAGAUAAAUCUCAAUCAAACGAAUCCGAAGACAAAAGUUUUGAACCAAAAGAGUUAGAAAAGUUGUUUGAAUUGCCUCCCGAUUACACUAAUAUCAACUCAAUGGACACAACUAUCAGACAAAGUCUAUUAACUCGAAGUUGGUGUCAAUCGAUUCUUUGUCAUCUAAUCUGGUCGUUGACUGACUUUUUUAUUACUGACCAAAAAAAUCAAUAAUUAUAACUUUUUCAUAUUUUUAUUUGAUAUAAAAUUAUUACUUUUUGUCAUUAAAUCAUAUGUUAAUUAAUUUAUUUAACUCACAAAGUCGUUGCAGUAAUUAUUAGUUAUCUUUUAUUUAAAAUUAGAUUUAUAAUUUGUUGUUUAUUAAGCUUUUAUAAUCAU
Messenger RNA from Oppia nitens, 2664 nucleotides. Its product is annotated as DNA (cytosine-5)-methyltransferase 3B-like. The record is from RefSeq and is a predicted model, not a curated record. The transcript has 13 exons. NCBI's taxonomy places the organism in Eukaryota, Metazoa, Arthropoda, Arachnida, Sarcoptiformes, Oppiidae. Bases 208 to 2499 code for a protein of 763 amino acids. Gene Ontology annotation, cellular component: nucleus.